AUAAACAGAGAUGAGUAUAUAAAAUAAGUGUUGAAGAGUUAAAUCGUUGGAUGCUGGAGAAAGAGAGAUAAAAAAACAGAUUUUACGGUUUAAUGGCAAAUGGUUGCGUCGUGUCCAUUGUAUUGAUGCUGCAUCACGACAAAUCCCGGAUCUUUAUUAAAAUAUUUUUAUUAAGCUGUAUUUUUAAAAAAUGAAAAAAUAUUUGUAAUUUAAAUAUUAAGUUUGUUGAUAACUUAAACUAAUAAUUAUUUUUUAAUGUAAAGUGAUCAAUGCAAAUUGUUUAUUAUUAACACUGAGAAUUGCAUUGUAAAGACAAUGAAACAAGAUUUAUACUGUGUGUUGACGGGAAUUUGAAUUUAGUUUGUUAUUUACUUGAUUGUUUGUAGGAAGCGCGAUAAUUUAAAUUUGAUUUAAAUUAAAUUAAAGUUACUGACGUCGACUGAGGUUUUAUUGAUUAAUUAAUUAAUUCGAGUUAAUUGUAGUUUGUUUAUUUUAUAAUUGAAAAAGUUUCAGUAACUUUAAAAUGUCCGCUGCUGAGACAUCGGUGAUUUUUGCAAAACUUGAAGCUCUCAAGGAUGUCAGAUCCAAAACACUACAGCUGGAGAAAAUGAAACAAAGAAUUAUACAAGAGGUUGAGCAAACGGAACAAGAAGAUAAAUGUUUGAUGGAGUAUAAACAGGAAAUGGAUUUACUUAUGCAAGAAAAAAUGGCUCAUGUUGAAGAAUUACGUCAAAUACAUGCUGACAUUAAUGCGAUGGAAUCUGUUAUAAAACAAGCCGAAGAAGCAAGAAACCGUGCACGUGAACACGCUAAGUUAAUUCAUAACAAUGAAUACCAGCCUCUUAAACACGACAUUGAUCGUAUGCGUCGAGAGUACUUCAAUUUAGACAGACUGCCAGAACUAUAUGAGACUGAAACAGAUUUAAUAGCUCCUGAUUAUUUUGAAAGGCCGAUGCAAAAAGCUGAAUGGCGAGUCGAAGUUCGUGGUGAAGAUUUAAUGCAGCCACUAGGUUUACAUGGUCAUCCAGGUCAUUCUGGUGGUUCGACGCCUUUCUUGGCGCCACAACCACUUCAGGGGCCAAGUAAACCUGAGCCAAGACCGUUGCCACCAGCCACAGGUCCACCCGCUCCAACAUUCAGGUACCACUGGCAACAACCGCCUCCAAUGAAAUCCUGCCUGUCUUGUCAUCAGCAAAUCCAUCGGAACGCUCCAAUCUGCCCAUUAUGCAAAGCUAAAUCACGUUCGCGUAAUCCCAAGAAACCAAAGAAGAAGGAUUAAUUAUAAUUCCAUAAUUGAAUUUUUUUUUUAUUCUAUUUAAUUAAAUUUUAUCUCGAGUUUUAUUCAUUUUAAAAUAUUCUCCGAGAUAACUACUCAAUAUAUACACUAGUUAUUUUUUAACAAUUGUGCAUUUUGAUAUAAUUAUCAAGUAUUAUUUUUAUUAACUUUCCGUACUAUAUCGCGUUACUAACUCCAGAAGGACAUAUAUUUAUACGUUCUUUCAGCUUUAGUCAUUAAAUUUAAAAUCAAAAAGGGAUACAAUUUUUUUUAAUUGCUAAUCAUAUUGUAGACUUAUUCCGAAGCUGAAAAUUGAAAAUUGAAAAAAAAAAAAUCGUAAGCCAUAGGGUAGAGGUAUUAUUUAAGGUUAUUUUUGGAUACUUGAAAAAUUUUAAUAAAUUAAUUUGUAAAUGACGUUAUAACAUAAUUAAUUUUUUAAAUCUGGUCAAUGAUACUUUAAUCAUGUCAUUGCAUUGAGUUUUUUUUUAUACUUUUUCAUUAAUCAAAAUAAAGUAUUAAAUGUCUAGAAAUGGAGCAGUGGCCACCAAUGAUACUUCUACCCUAUAAUUUAAGGUAUAUGCCCUUUUGGCUUUCAAAGUUUUUUUUUUUUUUUUUUUUUUUUUUUCGAAUUUUUAGCAAUGAAAUAAAUCUACAAAGUGAUUAGUGAAAUAAUUAUGCUCUCUUUUGGCUUUAGAGAGUUUCCUGAAUCUAAAAGAGCAUAUACUAAAAAAAAAAAAAAAAUAAGUUAUCUUGAGUCAAGAAAAUAUUUUUUAAGACAAACGUUUUUGGGAACUAAGUCAAGAUUUUCUUGAGCCAAGAGAAUGUGGUUAGAGGAGAUUUCUAGUUUAUCUGAGGAAAUUAAGGUUUUUAAAAAAAUUUUUUUGAAUCAGAAUAUUUACUUUCAGUCAAGAUUUUUCUCUGUGGACAAAUAUGUCCUUAUGGAAGUAGUAACGAUAUAUUUUAUAAUAUAGAUCUCACGAUCGGUUGUGAGUGUAACCGAUAAAAUUUUUUUACUUUAAAAAUAAUAAAUAAAUAAAUUAAUUAAUUAAUUGAAAAAAAUUUUAAUUAGACUUAUUAUGUCUUCUAGUUAUUCGAAGACUGAUAUAUUAAUGUAUGUACAUAUAUCUGAUUAUAUAUAGAUAUACAUUUAUAUACAUAAUUAAGGUGACUAUGCCAUAAAAAAUCGCUAGUAUCAAAUUAACACGUAGCUUUUUUAUAAUUUUUUCAACACACAAACAUCUAGAUAAUAAAAGUAAUUUUUUUUUUAUUAUUAUAAUUAAUAUUAAUAUUUAAUAAAAGCAAUU
Microplitis demolitor is the source of this 2580-nucleotide messenger RNA. RefSeq names its product zinc finger C4H2 domain-containing protein. Gene Ontology annotation, biological process: positive regulation of neuron differentiation. NCBI's taxonomy places the organism in Eukaryota, Metazoa, Arthropoda, Insecta, Hymenoptera, Braconidae. The record is from RefSeq and is a predicted model, not a curated record. The transcript has 5 exons. Gene Ontology annotation, cellular component: nucleus. The coding region runs from base 524 to 1279 and encodes 251 amino acids.